Molecule: messenger RNA, 252 nt
Organism: Puccinia graminis f. sp. tritici CRL 75-36-700-3
Lineage: Eukaryota; Fungi; Basidiomycota; Pucciniomycetes; Pucciniales; Pucciniaceae
Exons: 2
Coding region: 1-252 (83 amino acids)
Source: RefSeq, a predicted model, not a curated record
AUGAUAAACUCCCAGGUAGUCUUAUUGGCGCAGCAACAUCAACUUUGCAUCACCCAUCUGCAUCACCAGUUGGAGCAAGAUGUCUGGCAACGGACACUUGAGUCUCUUUUUUCCCAGGACUCCGCCAACAAAAACCAAGAGAUUGAGGAUGCUGUCAUGUUAUUCAUGGCCAUGGCGUACUUUGGGACUCCCAUGCCUGGGCUGCCUUGUGGAAGUCAGCAAUUGGGCUUUCAUCACAACCAUGGGUAUUGA